Messenger RNA from Aedes aegypti (yellow fever mosquito), 1292 nucleotides. RefSeq lists its product as uncharacterized. The record is from RefSeq and is a predicted model, not a curated record. NCBI's taxonomy places the organism in Eukaryota, Metazoa, Arthropoda, Insecta, Diptera, Culicidae. The coding region runs from base 215 to 838 and encodes 207 amino acids. The transcript has 3 exons.
ACGUCGAAAGCAGCGAGCAGUCAUCAACUGGUUUUUUACUCGUGAAGACGUGUCCACAGUUAGGUCUAAGAACGAAAGCACCGAAAGCGAAGAAUAACGGUGUCUUCAACAGGCCGACAUAUCCAAAGAACAGUCGAGUGACUUGUGCGAGAGUAUAGAACAGAUCAGCUCGUGAAAAUGAAGAAAUUUGUGCUUUUUUUUCGCCUUGUUUGUGAUGGAGGCUAGCACCGAAGAAAGCCUCUUCGAGCAAGAUCUUGGCGAUCAGUUCAAAAUCGACGCAUCCACUCGCGGCUUGCAAAAGGUGAAUCUGCGAUGCGGCGCUGACUCAAUGCGUAUCGAACUGAAGACAGAGGAGGAUUUCACUGGCGUUAUGUACACCCGUGGUAGCUUCUACAAGCAGUCUGAGCCGUGCUUUGUAAAACCUAAACGAGCCGGCAAAUCGCUGGAGAUGAAAUUCAAUCUCGAUCAGUGCCAAACCAUCAACAACGACGAAGUGUACUCCAAUAUCGUUGUGGUGCAGCACGACCCUGACCUCGUUACUCCUGGAGAUGCUGCCUUCGCCGUCGAAUGCGAUUUCCGUAAGCCGCGGGGAGUCACUGUGACUUCACAGUUCCAGGCCAGAGAUAGUCUCACACCCACAUCGAGAAUCACACUGACAAGCCCCGAUCCGUCGACACCUACGCAAGAUCAUGAUCACUCGAAUUCGGUAUUCAGUGAUACUGAUUCGGUUACUUUCGUUCCGAGCCACUUCACGAACCAAACCGCCGAAGAGAAGCGAGUGAAGGGCUCUGUUGAAACCGUUGAAAUUUCCUCCAACAGGAUCACCGAUGAACUCUGAACACUGUUUUAUGGGAAUGGAAUAUUUAUUUGAAAUAACUUAUUUCUAUUUAUUCUUCCUACGGUAUUCACAUUCUAAUCGAACUAUCUUCUUCUUUGUGUUUUCAGGCCAGUAUUAGAAAAAGUUAACGCUACUCCUUCGUAUAACUAAAGCGAUCGCAUUAACUGCAAUUAAUCUCGUAGAUUGCCAAAACAGGACUGAUUACACCAAUUUAACUGUAAGACUAGUAAGAAAUGACUUCAACUAACCACGAACUAACAAGAAUUACCACUAGCAUGCCACUGACUGCGCGACAGUAAUCAUUAGUUUAGAGUAGCGUAGAACCGUAGAAAAGCAGACACUAAUGCAAAAAUUAUCACUGUUAUAAGUGAGCAUCGAGUGCUGAGAGCGUGAAUGUAAGCGAAUGAAUGGGCGACAGCAUAAAAAAGUUAAUAAAGAUAUUGAAAUAUGUCUA